AUGGAUUUCGACCCAAUGAGCACACCACGACCCGCUCACCGUCGGCAUUCUUCAUCCCUAUCCUCGCGUGCUACCUCCCAUGCUCAUACGACGACAGAGCUGCUUGAUUCUUCCCCGUCAUUUCAGCGUUACGAAGGGGAGUUUGUAACAGGGUCGUCAUCAUUCCGUACCCCACACCAAAAUACAGCGUCCAGAUUCAUGACCUCUGUGAAGCGAUCUUUAUCAGUCUCUCAUGGUGUGACCAUGAAAAAGCGACAGACGAAUGUUUCUGUAUGCCCGUUACUACUUUUCCCUCGUCGUCUGUCGCUCAUAUACCUGCAGAAAAGUGGAAUGUAUUCUACCCCUGAAGAGAGGAACAUGCCAUCAUCCUUCCGGCAACGCGACCUGUCGUCUUCACCGCCGACGAUUGAACAGAUUGCAAUGGGUCUUCACCUUUCUCGUACUCCCCAUUUGCGGCCAGCAGGAGCACAGUAUCAUUCGCCAUACGGCCGAACUUCUGCGCAGGGGUCUCAGCAUCACCACGCCCAGAAUGAGACCUCUCGUCGCACGACUCCGUCUGUCGCACUCCCUCCUCCUCCUACACGUUCCUCUUUAAAGAAGCCAGGUUCGACUGUAUCGUCGGCCAAUCCUGGUCUGUCUACUGCCUCUUCAACAACAGUGACGUCCAACUGCCCUUCCACGCCGCAGUCGAACCGGUCACUUACAUCUUUGAAAAUGCGCAUGUCGCGAUUCUUACCCGGAGCCCGGUGUGUCUCAGCUCCAUCGUCCGUAAUGGGCUCCCCUGCAUCAUCGCCUCGUACGAGUACAUCAGACAUUCUCCCCCGGAAGAAGGCCGUGCGGUUUUCUACACCAGCCCUGGGGAUAGAGGAGAACGAUUGA
Molecule: messenger RNA, 879 nt
Organism: Desarmillaria tabescens
Lineage: Eukaryota; Fungi; Basidiomycota; Agaricomycetes; Agaricales; Physalacriaceae
Exons: 1
Coding region: 1-879 (292 amino acids)
Source: RefSeq, a predicted model, not a curated record